UCUCCAAACUAGUAGUUUAGAAUUAGAUGCCUCAACACCAAAAAAUAAAAAAAGAAUUACAACAUUUGUCUCUAAAAAAGAAGAAGAAAAGAAAUCUAGAAAAAAAAAAAAAAAGUAAAAAAGACAGAGGAAGUAUAACACAGUGGCCGCUCCCAUUUCCCGGCCACCACGCUUACCGGAAUACAAAAAUACAACAUUUCUUCCGUCGCAGCAGCAAGUCCCAUUCCGGCCACCUCAGUUUGUUCUUCUUCUUCUCCUUCGUCUUUACAUCCAUGAUAAAAUCUAGGAAUUUGAAUUUGUUGUUUCCGCCGCCGUUUUAACCGCCGCUCGCAGCUACCGUUAUCGUCCUCUCAUCUUUUUCAUUGCUUUGUGAGUUUCCAGCCAUUCUCUUCGAUGCCACGGCCGCCACAGGAUGGUUGAAUUUUCAAUGAGUAAUGCUAGAUAUAGUUAUGUGCAUGAUCAGAAAUAUCCUUCUCAAGAUGUUGACAUACACCAUAUAGUUCUGAGGAGAAGUAGUGCAAAACAUCUUUUUGUGUAUGCCUCAGCACUUCUUGUAUUAGCAUGUGGAAUCUAUCUGUAUGUUUUUGAGGAAAAAUCGAUUAAUCUUGUGUAUUACAGCUUGCUUUUUGACAUUCUUCUUGUCAAGUUGUUACUUCGGAAGCCUGUUAAUAAAGAGUCUGUUGUGAUUAUGCCAGCUUUUGGUGUACAGCUUGAGACUCACUAUGUGAGUGGAAAAGUCAUCCGAUGCUAUGUUCCCAUUGACAAGAUUCUAAAACCUGUCUUAUUAGAAUGUGUGACUCCAGUGACUUGCUACUGGACUCUAUCCUUGAUUGUUCGCGAGGAAUCAGAAAUGGUGUUAGUUUUCAAGAAAUUGCAACCGCCUGUUAAAAUGCUGGUCCAUGUCUGGAAGGCUUUGUGUGCUGCAACAGAUAAUAAAGAAGAGACUUGUAUACAUACAAGUGAGUGAUGGAUGAGUUCCUAAUUGUUAUACUCUUGAAUUCACAUGAAAAAAUGAUCAUCAUAACCGUACUGGUUCAGGACUCACUGAUAUGAUCUCAAAUUGAUAGUUUGGAAUAGGACUGCUAGAGCAAGUGCCUUCCCACUAUCAUGUCUGAAUGGAACCUCUGCUAUACGUAAUUAAGAAAAAUGUAACAAGGCCUUGAAAAUUGGCAUAGAAAAUCAGCAUAAACAUAGAAGAAGCUUAAGAAACAAUGUUAGAACAAUUCAUAGUUUCUUUGCAGGUUAAUCUAGAAUAUGCGAUCUAUUAUUUUUAUGUUGUUUUAGAGGGUGUUGGUUGCACUCCACCACCAUACUUGCUACACAUUAACCUUUAUAAAAUGCCUAUCAAUUUUAACAUGUUUGGUUCAGUUACGUUGAA
This is a messenger RNA of Vicia villosa (hairy vetch), 1378 nucleotides long. RefSeq lists its product as uncharacterized. Gene Ontology annotation, biological process: GPI anchor biosynthetic process. Gene Ontology annotation, cellular component: glycosylphosphatidylinositol-N-acetylglucosaminyltransferase (GPI-GnT) complex. The record is from RefSeq and is a predicted model, not a curated record. NCBI's taxonomy places the organism in Eukaryota, Viridiplantae, Streptophyta, Magnoliopsida, Fabales, Fabaceae. The transcript is spliced from 7 exons. Bases 413 to 967 code for a protein of 184 amino acids.